UUGUGAUUUGUUUCUUUUGACUUUACCGUUAGAGUCUUUGACUUUUCACUGUCAGUUUUCCUGCAGCCUGUAAGCACUCGGAUCUUGUAAUAUCUUUGCUUGGUCCGGGUCUAUUGUAUUGAACCAACGAUAGAUCUGUGUGGAUUGCGGUGAUAUGCUUCGAUCUUUGUGUUUGUAAGAUCGUUUCGCCGCACUUUUUCUUUACCACUCCGCUAUUAAACACUCGAUGCGGCUGGAAAUGAUUUGCAAACCUCGGCGGGUUCUGACGACGAUAUUAUUCUUCGCAUUGCUGUGGACGGUAUUGAAAUAUUUUCCGGGUGUUCCCUUUCUGUUCCAAAACAGAGGCGCGCAGGAUGCAGUAGCCGCAUUGCUGAAAGCUGUCGCAUUUCCCUUGUCAUGGUUGGGUUGGCACGAAUCGCGUCAGGGUCCGUGGAUCUCGCAGUUGAAGCGCAGCGCAGAUACUGAAGAUUAUCACCGCAUCGAUUAUUACUGUGAAGCACCGAAAUUCAAUGCGUCCGUUCCGAAAAACCAGGAAAUACUGGGCAUGCAGGUGCUGAUUCGUCAUGGAGACCGGGGAGCGCUGUUCAACAUGAAGGAUUCUUCCCACAAAUACUGCCCUUAUGACGAAUCAUUCUCCCAUUCCAGUGUGGUGGACUCCUAUUACAAUGCGGUACAGUUAUUUCAGAAACCGGGAAAUUAUCAUCCCGACUUCCAUUUCGUGCCGGAAAAAUCCGUAUGCCUGAAUGGUCAGUUGACCAGUAAAGGCGUGUCGCAACAUUUGGAUUUAGGCGCGGCAGUGCGUCAGCGACUGGGUGAGGCGGCUGGGCAAUGGAUCUCCGCUGAUACACCUGUGUAUUCCACGUUGUAUCCCAGGACUUACCAAAGCGCAUUGGCUUUCAUGUACGGUCUAAACCCGGCCGCUGAUCGGCACAUUCCGCACAAAACUUCUUUCGCUCCACCCCAUGACACCAUGUUCUGCACAUUAGCCGGGACAUGCGAAUGCGUGACCACCAGUCGACUGAUGGACGAAUAUUUCCGCCUGAAGAUGGAUUUCUUUAAAAAAGACCUGGAAAGCAUCGCGCUGAUUACACGCAUCCGGGAAAUUCUCACCGGUCAUCUGGAAAAGCCCCUCCACGUGUGGCCCACGCACGUCUUUGAUGUGAUGCUGCAGUUUGCCUGUCACGGCGGACAUCUGCCGUGCUACGAUGGCACCUGCAUCACUUUCAGUGAACUGAUCGAGGUGAUUGAAGUUAUGGAGCGGUUGGCAAAGAAGUUGUCGGACGAGCCAGCGGUGCGGCUGUACUCGGUGGUGGAUGGGUACGGAUUGCUGCGGAAGAUGGUGGAGAAUCUGAAAGACGUCGUGGAGGGGCGGGCCAAUGCGACAAUGCGGUUUACCCUGUUUUCUGCCCAUGAUUCUACCGUGGUUCCCAUCAUUCAUAGUCUGGGGCUGCCGUUCAAGAUUGUUAUUCCCUAUGCCAGUCAUGUAGCGGUCGAAGUAUAUGCGGUGAAUGGGGAAGAGGAAAAAUUUGUGCGUGUGAUGUAUAACGGGGAGGAUAUUACGCUCAAAACGCUCUUUGCAGCGGAAUGUGAUCGGGAGAGAAAACGGUGCUUGUUCAGGGUGUUUGAGGAGUUCGUCAGUGGACCGUUGAGGAAGGAAUACCUUGCCGCAUGUAAUGUGGCGCACUGAGCGAACCGCGUCGGUUCUCUGUGAUACCAAAGAAAUGUGACGCUCAUAGGUACGAGUACUUGAUUUUCUGAUUUCCCUAGUUAUAGAUUUAUAACUUAUCCCCAUUUUCUUGCCUUUGUUUUGUUUUGUUACUUGGCCGUUGGUUUGAUGGGAUUUUGUUCGUUGUUGACGUCUGAGCUGAGCGUGAUUAUAUAGUUUCGUUAAUAUUCUAAUUACGUAAUAAAUCAAUAUCGUU
Messenger RNA from Paramacrobiotus metropolitanus, 1922 nucleotides. RefSeq names its product 2-phosphoxylose phosphatase 1-like. The coding region runs from base 227 to 1687 and encodes 486 amino acids. The record is from RefSeq and is a predicted model, not a curated record. Gene Ontology annotation, biological process: chondroitin sulfate proteoglycan biosynthetic process; glycosaminoglycan biosynthetic process; dephosphorylation. The transcript is spliced from 4 exons. Gene Ontology annotation, molecular function: phosphatase activity. Lineage: Eukaryota; Metazoa; Tardigrada; Eutardigrada; Parachela; Macrobiotidae. Gene Ontology annotation, cellular component: Golgi apparatus.